AUGUGUUCAUGUGUCCUCCCUCCUGUAGAAUAAGUUGAUUCAUCAUCCUAUUAAUAGCUCCGGUGUUAGUAGCGUCUUCCACUGGUGUAGUUCAUGUGCAGCCUGUGAGAGCUGACAGGCUGCUGCAGGAGGAGCACUGACUGCAAUGGGGCCUAGGAAAAGGUCACAGAGAGAUCUGCAUGGACUUGAAGAUCUGGUGGUUAAACAUGCACGGAUUGAAGAAUCUGGCUGGACCGGCGUGAAUGAGCGCACCUUCAUUGCCAUAAAACCAGAUGGCGUGCAGCGGAGACUGGUUGGAGAAAUCGUGCGUCGCUUUGAGAAGAGAGGGUUCAAACUGGUGGGCCUCAAACUUGUGCAGGCGUCUGAGGGUCUUCUGAGGGAACACUACUGGGAACUGAGGAGUAAGCCUUUCUUCAGGGGACUGAUGAGCUACAUGAGCUCUGGACCAGUUGUAGCAAUGGUGUGGGAGGGUUUGGACGUGGUCAAGACUGCACGGAAGAUGUUAGGAGAGACCAACCCUUCUGACUCGCUCCCUGGAACAGUCCGAGGAGAUUACUGUGUGGAAGUUGGCAGGAACGUGAUCCACGGCAGCGACUCCGUGGAGAGCGCCCAGAAGGAAAUCUCUCUGUGGUUUCGACAGAACGAACUUCACUGCUGGGAUGACAGCAGCAGCCACUGGAUCUACGACUGAUCUGGUCUACAUGUGCUGUGUGAACUCCGUCCUGUAGGUAAACCAGUGUUUUUCUAUAUUGGUGUCAUCACACGAUGGAUCACAUAUCUCAGAUACAUUUUUUUUUGGUUUUAGUAGCUUGUAGCCACAUGGGAGACGAGGUGUCAUUGCUGUUGCUGGAUCUUUAUUUUUCUUCAUAAAAUGUAUUUUUUUUAUCUAUUUGAACUGCAUUUCUGAGGUGAAAUGACUUUACAAAGCAAUCAUGCACUAAAUGAGCAAUAACUUGAUUGGUAACAUGACUGUGCCUGCUUUCUGUUACAGUUUUCAUUGUAGUCUUUGUUUAGUCCAGAACUCUAGCUCAUGUUUACAGUUAUUAAGCAAUAAGCUUUGAAUGUGGAGCAAUAAAUGGUCGUGAUUCAUAAUGUUCAUCAGGGAAUGACAACAUUUAAAUCAACCCUAAAGAUUAAUUUCUAUUGAAAGUACAGGGAACUUUAUCUUUGCAAUUAUGCAGGUGAUGUGCUGUGCAAAGUAUAUUCAGUUAUAUAAAUCAUCACGUUUUUCUUUGUCUCGUGGAAUAAAAUCCUCGCAACUUUCAUGGUGAAAAAUAAGCCAAAAUAUACAUGUUUUAUAGUACUUGCAAAGAAAACCCAUCAACAUGGGAGCAAUUAACCAACACAAUUAUUGCCUUUCUACAAACUCAUGAUUUUCAGUUCCCUGUACCUUUUAAAUAAAAAUUCUUUAAGGGUGUAAAAGAGUGUCAUUUAACUUGGGACUACUUGAAUGUAAAGGAUACAAGGUUCAAAAUAAGAUGCUUAAAGAGCUUUAAUUUUGUAAUUUAUUAGAUUCCAAAUUGAAAAGAAACCGAAUUAAGCGCGAUAAUGUAUUUUGUUCUAUAAAAAUUGUAAUUUCUCUAAUAGCUGCUUCUGUCACAUUUGUGCUUUUUUUAAAUCCCAUAAUGCUGUAUGAAUUGUAUUGGAUUUGUCUAAAACAAAUAAAUCUAAUCAGGAAAUCCUUUUUAAAA
Molecule: messenger RNA, 1691 nt
Organism: Sebastes umbrosus (honeycomb rockfish)
Lineage: Eukaryota; Metazoa; Chordata; Actinopteri; Perciformes; Sebastidae
Gene: nme3
Product: NME/NM23 nucleoside diphosphate kinase 3
Exons: 5
Coding region: 146-691 (181 amino acids)
Biological process (GO): CTP biosynthetic process; GTP biosynthetic process; UTP biosynthetic process
Molecular function (GO): nucleoside diphosphate kinase activity
Source: RefSeq, a predicted model, not a curated record